AUGAUGGGAGCACAGGCCAUUCCACAGCCGCCGCCGGUGACGCCGGCGCAGCGCUUCCCCGUCUCCCGGAUGCCGCUCACCGACAAGCCGGACUUCCGGGAGGGAUCGAUGUUGAAGGAAUAUGACAAGCAGGGCCGCGUUGUGGGCCGCUUCCGCUGCGGCAAACUUCUGGGCCGCGGCGGCUUCGCAAAGUGCUAUGAGGUGGAGCAGGAUGCCAUGUCGUACGCCCUCAAGGUCAUUGAGCGCUCCAUCCUGCAGAGGACAAAGACGUUGCAGAAGUUACACUCGGAGAUCUCUAUUCACCGCCGAAUGAAGCAUAAGAACAUCGUCAACUUCAUCCGAACCUUUCAGGACGACUGGAACGUGUACAUCCUGCUGGAGAAGUGCAGCAACCAGACACUCAUGGAGCUAUCAAAGCGCCGCCCACGCUUUAGCGUGCCUGAGACGCAGUACAUCAUGCUGCAGUCUCUCUCCGCGAUUCAGUACAUGCACGAUCAGUGCAUCAUCCACCGAGACCUCAAGCUGGGCAACAUGAUGAUGGACGCUGAUAUGAAUGUAAAGGUUGGAGACUUUGGUCUCGCCGCCGAGUUGCAGUACGAUGGCGAGAGGAAGCGCACCAUCUGCGGCACACCAAACUACAUUGCACCUGAAAUUAUUGAGGGAUCGCGCGAGGGCCACAGCUACGAGGUAGACAUCUGGUCCCUCGGUGUCAUUCUCUACACGCUGCUGGUUGGAGAGCCGCCGUUCCAGACCUCCGAUGUGAAGGCAACGUACCGCCGCAUCAAGCAGUGCCGUUAUGAGUUUCCCCCACGUGUGGUAGUGCCGGAGAGCGGCAAGGACCUCAUCCACUGCAUUCUGCAGAGCCGUCCCGAUCACCGACCGACACUAAUAGAGAUCCGCACCCACCCAUUCUUCCGCAACCCAACCCCACCUGUUACCGCACCGCUCUCGCUGUUUUCCACCUCCCGCCGCCGCAUAGAAGGCGAGGGGCAGGAUCAGCAACAACUACAACAACAACAACAACAACACCCGAACCAGCAGCAGAAGCAGCACCAAGAGCAGCAACCGUAUCAGCGGCAGCAGCCGCUGCAACGGAAGGAAUUGGAAGGUGCUUUCGGAACCCCUCUGUGUGCGGAGGUUGUGCCUAUUUCGCAGGGACGGCGCGAGGUGCUGCGGCCGAUCAGCACCAACACCAUGCCAACAUCACGCUACGCGCCACAGUCCACCACCCCAUCCCCGGCUCCUCUUGGCAGUGGUGCCCCUCAUAACAACGUUUUAAGCAGGCACGCCAGCAACAACGUCUUGUUUGGUGGGGCGCCCCGCCAAGACGCCGUUCGCCCGUCACAAUACGAGACACCCGAGGUUGACACGGCGUCGUCAAAUCCACGCGCAUCACAGUACCAGCUAGAUGAGGAGGAAAAGAAUCACCUCACGGCUGUCCACGACCAUCUGCAUCAGACACUGCUCGAGGCGGUAGAGCACCAAGGCCGCGAGAAGCCGUACGUGCAUGCCUCGACACCUGCAGCUGGUCCAACGACGAUGACGGAGGAGGAAGAUGAGAAGGCGUCCUGCAAAUUCCCGUUGCCGCCUGUGUGGGUGACGGACUACGCCGACUUCUCCGCCAAGUAUGGGUUGUGCUACCGCCUCAACACGGGUCACACCGGGGUGCACUACAACGACUCCACCAAGAUGGUCUGGGAGCCCAUCACAGGCCGCGUUGAGUACUACGCGCGCAUUAAGGAGACCGUCACACGCAAUGGCACCAACGUAGUGCACGCACGGGACCAGCGCCAGGCAUUUCACAUGGAGACAUUCCCCGAGAGCCUUAACAAGAAGGUGACGUUGAUCAAGUACUUCAAAUCGUACCUGACGCGUGCCCGCAGCGUGCGGGAGGGUGUUGACGUGGUACGCUGCUCGCCAUACAUUUCACAAGCUCCGGUGCUGCUCAGCGAGCCACACAUGAUCGAGGAUAUCGUGUACGUCAAGCGCUGGCUUCUGACGCCUCAGGCAAUGAUCUUCCGUCUGUCAAACAAGACUAUUCAGGUCUGCUUCCACGACAAGGCGGAGGUGAUCCUCAGCUCCGAGUCGCGCAUCGUGACGUACACGGACGCCAAUGGCCGCCGUGUCACGAUGGCGCUCUCGGCGGUGACGUCCCGCUCGAGUGAGAUCGCCGCUCGGCUGCGGUACACAAAAGACAUUCUCUGCGAGCUUAUCCAGAACCGCGAGCUGUAG
This is a messenger RNA of Trypanosoma grayi, 2232 nucleotides long. Its product is annotated as protein kinase. Lineage: Eukaryota; Euglenozoa; Kinetoplastea; Trypanosomatida; Trypanosomatidae. Gene Ontology annotation, molecular function: protein kinase activity; protein binding; ATP binding. The transcript has a single exon. Bases 1 to 2232 code for a protein of 743 amino acids. Gene Ontology annotation, biological process: mitotic cell cycle; regulation of cytokinesis; protein phosphorylation. Gene Ontology annotation, cellular component: nucleus; spindle pole; centrosome. The record is from RefSeq and is a predicted model, not a curated record.